Molecule: messenger RNA, 2914 nt
Organism: Dromaius novaehollandiae (emu)
Lineage: Eukaryota; Metazoa; Chordata; Aves; Casuariiformes; Dromaiidae
Gene: DLK2
Product: delta like non-canonical Notch ligand 2
Exons: 6
Coding region: 156-1355 (399 amino acids)
Molecular function (GO): calcium ion binding
Source: RefSeq, a predicted model, not a curated record
CGGGGCGGCGCGGACACGCGGCAGCUCCCUCCGCAGCCCGGCGCCUCCCGAGCCCCCGCCGCGCCGCGCCGGGCAUGGCCGCCCCCCGCCGCCGCGCCCCGCGGUAGCCGCACGACCCCCGCCGCCAUCGCCGAGGUGUUCAUCUCGGUGGGGCCAUGCUGACCAUGCUCAGGAGCUUCUGUCUCCAGCUCAUGUCCUUGGUUUGGAUCCUCUUGGCCCAUCACCAGCUUGCACAAGGUGAUGACUGCAGCGAGCGCUGUAACCUUGCCCACGGCUGCUGUGAUCAGGAUGGCAAGUGCAGGUGCGAUCCAGGCUGGGAGGGCGAGUACUGCGAGGAGUGUGUGCGCAUGCCGGGGUGUCUCCAUGGGACGUGUCACCAGCCCUGGCAGUGCAUCUGCCACAGCGGCUGGGCUGGCAAGUUCUGUGACAAAGACAUACACAUCUGCGAACACCAGUCCCCAUGCCAGAAUGGGGCUCAGUGCAUUUACGAUCGAGAUGGGGAGUAUUCCUGCCUGUGUCCAGAAGGCUUCCAUGGGAAGGACUGUGAGAUGAAGACAGGGCCAUGUGAGAAGGCAGGGUCUCCGUGCAAGAACGGGGGGCAGUGUCAAGACGAGAAUGGCUUCGCCAGCAACUUCACCUGCCGCUGCCUCGCUGGCUUCGUGGGGGCUUUCUGCGAGAACGACGUGGACGACUGCCUAAUGCGUCCCUGUGCCAAUGGUGCCACUUGCCAUGACGGGAUCAACCGCUUUUCUUGCCAGUGCCAGGUGGGCUUUGAGGGGCGUUUCUGCACCAUCAACAUCAACGACUGUGCCAGCCAGCCAUGCAAAAAUGGGGCAAAGUGCUACGACCGCAUCAAUGACUACGACUGCUUGUGUCCUGACCGUUUUACUGGCAAAACCUGCGAGAUCUCCGUCCCAGAGCCCACCUGGGCUCCCCCCUACCACCCUGUGAACCACGAGGACAGCGGGGUCAUGAAAAGCACCACCAGUGAGAUGCCGGGGGUGACUCAGCUGGAGCCUGUCAGGACUGUGGUCACCGGGAGACGUGUGGCCAACCAAAGUGAGAGAGUGCCAGGGGGAGGGUUGUUGAAAAUCUCUGUGAAAGAGGUGGUGACCCAAAGGGACUCAGGGCUCAGCGAAGCCCAGCUGGUGACAGUGUUGGUGUUUGGGAUACUCACUGCGGUGCUGGUCCUUGUCACCAUCCUGUUAGUUCUGAGGAACUGGCAGAGGGUGCGUCAGAGGUCAAACUGGUGCCAAAGCCCUUCACAGGCUGCAAGGAAGCUCCAAGACCAGGAGUGUCAGGUGGGCAUGUUAAACACAGUCCUGAUCGAGCCCAGAAAAACAACAGAGCUGUGAGGACUCUCAGAGCCAGGCCCUGGCAGGUCAUCGUGCUGGCGAACCCCUCGAACUGCACCCUGGGGAGCUGUUCUGGUGCAAACUGGGCAGCAGGGAAGGGCUCCCAGGGCAGCAAAUGCAUCAGCGAAACCCCACGGUGUUGAGCAUGGUGCGAUGGCCCUGCCUGGGUCUGAGCCACCUCCCCCCGGCCAGCACAGCCAGCGCCCAUGGGAAUCCAAAGGCAGGGCUGCAUUGGGCCAGCCCCUGCAGAGGAGCAGCAACAUGCUGGUUGUGGCAGCCCAGGCCAUGCAGCGCUGGUAUCACCCAAUGCACGCUAUUGUGAGCUCUCAGAAAUGGGACUGGUAGCAAUGGAGAAGGUGACAGCCUUCUUGCAAGCCCAAAUUCUGCCAGGCCCUUUUAAUUUGUCUCCGUGACUACUGGAAGCAGCUUUGCCCUGUUGUUUUUGCUGGUGAUGGGGUGUUUCUUCGGGGCCUUUGGGAUCAUUAUGUCUGCAUGGGCCUCCCUGCCCCAGUACUUGAUGGGAUAUCUCCCAGCUGUUUCUGGAGGCUGUCAUCUGUGCAGUUUGGACGCCACGUCCCUAAGGAGUGAGUGAACACCCUCGUUCCGUGGCCUUGUGAGCCAGUUUGAAGAGACUCUGGUGAUCAGUCAAGACCCUCUCAUGCCCUUUUUCUGCCUGUGUGAUGCUCUCUUCUCUUGCUGUUAGAUUUGGGGUUACAAACACAUUCUGUACCUUCCUCCUGAUGAUAUACAUGUCUUCUCCCCCCACUUACCAAACCGUCCUGUCUGGUCUGGCUGCAAAUGACAAAGCUCCUUCCCCACUCCAGCAUGCACUUCCACUUCACCAUUUGCUGAUGUGGGGGUGCAGGGCCCAUUCCCCUCUGGGGUCCUGAGGACUUGAGCUGGUCCUUCUCACAUGCCCUCACAGGUGAAACUGGAGAUGGACAAGGCUGGAGAUGUGCUGGGGGCUGGUUCAGGAGCAACACAGGAUCCAGAGCCUCAUUUCCCUUCCCAGUCACUCCAAGGCAUGCUGCUAGGACUAACCUCAAAUCAGCCAUCGUAGCAUUUCUCCAUACAAGCAGAGGCUAAGCUCCCUGCAGUGGAUGCGAGGAUGGGCUACAGAGCCGGGAUGACCUUGGGAAGUAGAAAGCGUGGCUUUCCAAAAGCAUUACCAAAGCAUGGCUUAGAGGCAGUAGAUGACCAGAUCACCCUUUAUACUAGGUCAGCUCCCACUUGUUCUGGUCCAGUGUGCGGCAGAGUCUCCCUGCCAGGGCCAGGAUUUUCCAUGCCUUCCCCUGGGCAUGGAGGGCUAAGCAGUGGAUCUCUUAAAAAAAAGGAAAGAAAAAGAAAGAAAGAAAAAAAGAAAAACCCCAACUACUGGUCUGCAGGGUUGCUGUGCAGGAUUCAAGAUGGUGUGCAAAGAGACUGGGCAGAGGAAUUAGCACCCAGCCAGGAGGAAGACCUGGGAGAGAGGAUUGGGGCUUCAUCAGAAAGAUUAUUUUUUUAAUACAUGGAUGGAUGAUGUACCUUUAUCAAAUAAAACAAAUACAAGCCCAGAACAA